CCCGAGUCGAGUGCUUAUAAUACUGCUCUGAGUUUGAAGCAAUUGAGCGGACUUCGUAUUGAAUAUUUUCUUGUUACACUUAAUCUUUAGAUUUACGCCCGGCUAUCUUUGGAAUAUGUCCUCUUGAUGCCCUUUCCUUCUGUACAGUACAUACCCAAUGUAUUGGUCUGCCUCGUGCUUAGCUGGUAAAAUAACAUGGAGGUAACCCAUCCAUAUAUCGAGUCUCUCCACUCGCUUUAUUCUAUUUCUCGGUCCAAAGCUCUCCAGAUCAGCAGCCCUGUCUUUACUGAGCUAGAGUUGCUCUCCAAGUCUGUCGAUCCGUUAGUGUUGCGCGCAGGCGCAUUUGGGAUUGCCGCCUUGGUUGGGGUAAGCUGGGUGUUCAUUGCGCGAUGGCUUCGUGCACGCCAGCUCCAACGGUUUCAGAAGGAAGACGCCCAAUUCGAAGGCGACAUCUACCAGAAAAUGAACUAUAAGAAUGCCCAUCCGAUUUUGAAGCGCGUCUUCUUCCAGGAAUUCCCCUUCAGCGCCGGCUUCGGCACGCAAUGGGCCCUGGUCAAAUCGUAUGCCGUGCCUGCCGGGACCAAACUCCUCGUCAAGACCGGUCUUCUCGCGUGCCCGGCAACCGCUGGAAAGCGGGCAGAAGACACUGGCGCAAUCAUCGGCGAAUUGAUAGCGAACGGUUUGGACAGCGACCGGGCGCUGAAAGCGAAUGCCAAGAUGAACUGGCUUCAUCAACGGUACGGCACUAAGAUCACAAAUGGCGACACAAUCCACACUAUGGGCCUGUUUGUCCUAGAACCGAUCCGAUUCAUCGAGGAGAAAGAGUGGCGACCACUGAGUUAUGUUGAGAAAGUAGCCAUCUUCGUUUACUGGCGGGAACUCGUCCACCGCAUGGGUGCCCACGACGUUCCGGAGACCAUCGAGGGCCUCCAAGAAUGGAUGGAUGAGUGGGAGCCAAAGAACAUGUUCUAUGAUGAAUCGAACAAGCAAUGCGUUGACGCAACCUGGGCGCUUUUCCUGCGGGCGAUACCUGGUGCCUCUCUCGGGAUGCAUUCCUUCUUCAAGAAGUUUACCGCCACUUUCAUCCAACCGCAUGUCCGCCCUAUGCUCGGCAUGCCCGACCCCCCGAAAUGGAUUGAGGCUGCUACGGAUGGGGUCUUUGCCAUCCGCCGUUUCCUGACCAGGAACUUUUUGCUGGUUCGAACGCACGACAUCAUCGCUGAAGUCAUGGAGGAAAAGAACGGACGCAUAUAUCGAAAGAAGUUCCUGUUUGAGCCAUGGUAUGUCCCGGAGACAAUGCUCACGAAAAUCCUCUCCUACCUUCCAUUCGCGUCAAAGAACCUCCCUGGUCCACAGUUCAAGAGCAAUGGGUUUUCGCCGGAGGAGUUGGGGCCAUUGGAGUUUGAGGAGAAGUCUAGGGAGCCUGCGCUGAAGCAAGCUGAGGAGUUGAGGAAGUAUGCGAUGACGGGCGGAAGUCAGGCACAUGGAUGUCCGUUCGGAAAGCCGUUGAAGGAUCAGAGCCCAUGGUAUAGGCCGCCUCCGGGUGCGGAGCCUGUUGCCGCGUAGAUGUCACUUACCGAAAGACAUGAGGGUCAUGUACUGGCAGGUAGACUUGGAAGUCACGCCCGGAUUUUCAAUGCAACUACACGAGAAAUGUACAUAUAUUUACUUAAAUGUACGGAGAGAUGAAUCUCCUUGUACUUUGGCCGAACUCUCAUGUACUAGUAUGCCAAGAUUUAUG
Eremomyces bilateralis CBS 781.70 is the source of this 1741-nucleotide messenger RNA. RefSeq lists its product as uncharacterized. Lineage: Eukaryota; Fungi; Ascomycota; Dothideomycetes; Eremomycetales; Eremomycetaceae. Gene Ontology annotation, molecular function: oxidoreductase activity. The coding region runs from base 196 to 1566 and encodes 456 amino acids. The transcript has a single exon. The record is from RefSeq and is a predicted model, not a curated record.